AUGAGAUAUCGCGUGUGGGGUCGUGGUUCGGUGGCGUGCAGCGUACUGGUGGCGGUGACGGCCAUGUCCUGGCUGCUCGUGCUGGACAUGUCCGAUCAGGUUGCAGCCGACCUGCUGGGUGACUUACAGAAAGGGCUGCAAACGACGGGCAAGCUGUUCGGUAUCAACACCAUCGCCGACGUGGCCGACCUAGUGGCGAAGGGGUUCGCGAACCGGCGGGGUUCACAAGACCCGGUACGACCAGCGGCCACAGGGGGUGCAGAAGGGUUGUUCGCCCACGCACCCUCCAUGAUGACGAUCAUGAUGAAGUUGCUUGGAUUGGACGGAAACCAGCUGGGUGCAAUGCUGGUCAACGGUAUCGUGUUCCUGGCGCACAUCAUUGGGACGAAUUUAGGGGCCUUCCGGACGACACCCUUGGUGGCGAGUACAGGAACGCGAGACUCCUCAACGGAGGAAGCACCAUCCGGGAUGAGUGACAUUUCGCGACCAACCGGGACUCCGCUCGACUGGCUCCUGCGAAAUCCAUCGCGACGUUUUCGGGUCCUCCUGGACCAGGUAGAGAACACCGACCUAACCGAACUGCUGGACCGAGAGAUGGACUACCUUGACCGCUAUCCACCGGAGGACACACACUGCAUCCGGCAGCUGAUGUGCAUUAUAAAGCCGUUCAUCUGGAAGAUGCAGCAUGUCGUCCGGGAGCAGAUCUUGAAUCGGGGUGAGACGGGUGGCAAGCAGACGGAAUCCGGGAAGCAAACCAGGUCUCGGAUGCCUGGUGGGAAGGAGAUCCUGGAACGUCUCCAUGCCAACCUGCCUGGAAGAGAUGAGAUCCAGCAGCAACGCAAGCUCUGCGAAAAGCAAUACAGCCAUUGCACGCAAAACCCUUCGUAGGU
Anopheles nili is the source of this 890-nucleotide messenger RNA. RefSeq lists its product as uncharacterized. The transcript has 2 exons. The record is from RefSeq and is a predicted model, not a curated record. The coding region runs from base 1 to 888 and encodes 295 amino acids. Lineage: Eukaryota; Metazoa; Arthropoda; Insecta; Diptera; Culicidae.